This is a messenger RNA of Chelonoidis abingdonii (Abingdon island giant tortoise), 3419 nucleotides long. The record is from RefSeq and is a predicted model, not a curated record. Lineage: Eukaryota; Metazoa; Chordata; Testudines; Testudinidae.
GUUGUUUGCGCGCGCCAGAGAGACGUCGGGUGACGGGAGCCGGUUCCGGGCAGGUGGGCGGGGAAGAUGGCGGACCAUAUCCCGCUGCACCCGGUGCCGCGCAGCACCCAGCGCCGAGCGGCCUAUUACACCAGCGUCCCCGCCGCGCAGAGGCACAACAGCAGGUACCAAGUGGAAGAUGAUUUGGAUGAAAUGCCACUAAUGAUGUCGGAAGAAGGCUUUGAAAAUGAUGAAAGUGAUUACCAUACUUUACCAAGAGCCAGAGUUUCUCACAGAAAGAGAGGCCUAGAAUGGUUUAUUUGUGGUGGAUGGAAAUUCCUUUGUGCCAGUUGCUGUGACUGGCUCAUAAACAUUUGCCGAAGAAGGAAAGAGCUAAAAGCUCGUACGGUAUGGCUUGGAUGUCCUGAAAAAUGUGAAGAAAAAUAUCCAAGAAAUGCUAUAAAAAAUCAAAAAUACAAUUUCUUUACAUUUAUACCUGGGGUUUUAUAUGAACAGUUCAAGUUUUUCUUGAAUCUCUAUUUUCUCGUCGUGUCCUGCUCACAGUUUGUACCAGCAUUGAAAAUAGGCUACCUGUACACCUACUGGGCUCCUCUGGGAUUUGUUUUGGCUGUCACAAUGAUGCGUGAGGCAGUUGAUGAAUUUCGACGCUAUCAGCGAGACAAGGAAAUGAACUCUCAGUUCUAUAGCAAGCUUACCGUACGAGGUAAAGUGCAAGUUAAGAGUUCAGACAUACAAGUUGGAGACCUCAUCAUAGUGGAAAAGAAUCAACGAAUCCCAUCUGACAUGGUAUUUCUCAGAACUUCAGAGAAAACUGGUUCGUGUUUUAUUCGAACUGAUCAGCUAGAUGGUGAAACAGACUGGAAGCUAAAAGUUGCUGUCAGCUGCACACAGAGGUUACCAGCUUUGGGGGAUGUCAUAAUGCCAACAGCAGCAUCCUGUAGAACUGGAAAUGUGUGUUCCUUCCUGUGACAACUUUGGUCCUUCUACCUAUGUGAUGACUCUCCCUUAGCAAAGCGUAGUGUCACUUGAAGCAUUUUUACUCUUAACCCCCACCCACUCUUUCCUUCCAUGUGUACAAACAUUGGGAUUGUGGCCCCUUAUGCUCUUCCUACUUUUGUGCACCCAUUUAGAAUCAGCCACACAAAUCUAGAACCACUGUUUUUGAAGCUCAGAUAGGAUAGCCAUUCCCCUUAGGGCUAAGAAGUGUCUGGUGCUUUAGAAAAUAUGAAGGUUUUGACUUUGUAACUCAAGUAGCAAUUAACCAGUUAACUACUACUUAACUCUUACAGUUUGGAACAUGAGCCCUAAACUCCAGAGAAUUUUCGUAUAACCAGAGGACAUAACACAUUCGCUUCUAUCAAUGCUAUAUAACAAAUGCCUAUCAAUAAAUAAUAAUCCUUCUCCCAUGGAAGGUAUAUGAAUAAAGUCCCUUCAGCUCACAUCUUUGAUAUGCAUAUAGUGAUAAUUUGUAGUGUUUGGAGGUUAAAGUGUAAAUGACAAGCUGCAGGAUAAGUUGGACUUAUUCUUUUUACAGUAAUUCUUGAAUGCCACCUGCUGGACUAUAUCUAAAAUAGCUGUGGUGAUAUCACACUGAUAUAUAGAUUCCCCACCUCCCCUGAUUCAGCUCUCUUUAUUUAGACAAAGCUCCCACUGAAGUAGGAGCAAGUUUUGCCUUAGGGUAAGGAGUUAAUAGACUGUAUGCACAACUCUACAUUAAUUGCUACUGCAGUGGCAAAAAAAUCAGGAACAGAUUAAUAUAAAAUGUUCAGUGGCUCCACUUAAAGUUUAUUUGGCUCUAGAGAUAUUAGCAUUGUAGCAGUGCCCCUUUUUAAGUGUGUGAAAUAUCUUGGAAUUCAAUACUAUCUCUAAAACUGGAAUGAAAAUGCUCGCUGCAUUUGGAUAUGCAACUACUAAACUAAAUUAAGGUUUGCAGUUUACUACUAGUUUAACAAAAAUUAUAGAUUUAACUACCAAACAGCAAAAUGUCAGGUUCUAUUGAUGUAACAAGUCCAUCAGAAGGCAUGGAGUGGCUUCAGGUCUGAUUUCAAAGGGGUCCUUCACCUUCUGCCACCCCCUUGCUUGUGUCCAGAUCCUGGGUGUGUUGGGAAGCAGGUGGUCUCAACUGCACCAAAGUCUUCCCUGUGGAUGAUCCUGAUACUGUUACUGGCUCCCAGUGCGCUGACAGUCGUCUUCGUUACACAGGGUCUCUGGCUAACUUGGAGCACAUUUCCAAAGAAGUUUUAUUACUUUAUAUACUUUCAUGUUAUACAUGACUGUAUCUUUAAGAAUUGAAAAGGAUGGACAGUAAGUGUAAUUUGAGUAUAGAUAUAGACUAAACAAUUGGGUCUUGCAUUUAACAGCAUAUAAUGUCCAUAAUUGUCACUCAUUUUGAUUUCUUUAAUUAUCCAAUGUAAAGGAUUAUGAGUCUCUUGUGUAGUCAUGAGCUGUCAGUCCCAUCAACAGUGCAGCAUUGUAAUCUUAUCCACUGUGAUACCGGGAAUAAAUAAACGUGCAAACCUUCAGAGUUUUUCCUAAAGAACAGGUGACACCACCAAAGAUGAUCAGUACAGAUUUUGUUGUCUUCUCAAACCACUUAAUGUGAUCAGAGAAUUAAAAUUUCAACAAGUCAUUUAAUGAUGGCUGUGCAGCAAGGACUGUAGCACCCAGGUUAGGUUUCUUGUGGUUUCACAGUCAUGUGUGGGGCAGAGUUUUUUCUGGCACUGUGCAUGUUCUAAGACAUUCUUCUCUGGCUUAUUUGAUCAAGUAAAUUUAUUAACAGCAGUGAGGUCACUGUAAUUUUCAAUAAAUGGUGAUUUGCUGAUUUAUAUCAAAAGAUCCAUACAGCAGUAAACAAUACCAUUUACAUUUAAUUAGUUUUAUUGAACCAAAGGCAAUUUUAUUUGUAAUGAACUACAUGUUAUGAUUAAGGAUGUAUUUUAAUGAUCUUUAAGUAAGGUGAACAAAUGUUGCCCUUGACCUAAUAAGGGAGGUUUUUCUACAUUAUUGACAAAUUCAGAGUGAUUUCAAAACUAUUAUUGUGAAAUGUCAAGGAAAACAUUGUAGUACCAUCAUUCAGUCAUUUCAUGACUAAUGUAAACAGAUUUAAAUGCAUUUUUCCAAAUUGUUUACAGAUAAUAGCAUCAGCUAACAUGUUAUUUAGUGUUUCAAAAGUCCAGUAUACUGUUUUAUUAAAAUAAGUUAAUUAAAUAGUCUAGACUGUUCUAGACCCUAUUUUUUCAUUAUUCUUUUAACCUAGAAUUGGUGUAGAAUUCAACUGGUUUUGGCUGUUUACUUAAUUUUCUCUUAAGCGUGCAUAUAACUGAGAUAAUUUGCCUCAUAAAUAUGAUGAUUUAGAUGGGCCAGUAUUUCACCCAGAAUUUGUGGCUUGUGAAAGUUAUUCUAGACAUGCUGUGAAUUUC